Molecule: messenger RNA, 1953 nt
Organism: Rhineura floridana
Lineage: Eukaryota; Metazoa; Chordata; Lepidosauria; Squamata; Rhineuridae
Gene: MCFD2
Product: multiple coagulation factor deficiency 2, ER cargo receptor complex subunit
Exons: 5
Coding region: 215-682 (155 amino acids)
Molecular function (GO): calcium ion binding
Source: RefSeq, a predicted model, not a curated record
AGGUGGGAGUGGCAGAACACACGCGUGGAGAGUUCAGGGGUGACAGAGAGAGGCGGGGAUGGUGGCCGAGUAGAUUCAAUUUCAUUCACACCGCUGCCCCUUCGCCGGGACAGUGUCAUCUUGGAAGUAGCAGCUGGUGACGCCGGGAGCAGCCCUGAGCUGGCCGGCGGAGAAGGAUCGGAAGCUUGUAGAGUUCAGUGGGAGAGGCUGUAGGAUGGCAGCCCAAGCCCAAGAGACCAUGGCUAUUAUGAUACAUCCAAGGAUUUAUAAGCUAUAUUGUCUCUGCUGCCUAGUCCUUGCGUCCUCUGUCUCCUCUUUUGCAGAGGACCACACAGGUGGGAGUCAUCAAGCAAAUGUGCGUCUUGAUAAGAACAUGGUGCAAGAUAAGGACCACAUCAUGGAACAUUUAGAAGGUGUAAUUGACAAACCAGAAUCUGAGAUGUCACCACAAGAACUGCAGCUUCAUUACUUCAAAAUGCACGAUUACGAUGGCAACAAUUUGCUUGAUGGGCUUGAGCUUGCCACUGCAAUCUCACAUGUACACAAAGAGGAAGGUGGAGAACACACCCAGACAAUGAAAGAAGAGGAAUUAAUUAGCUUGAUAGAUGGUGUCUUGCAUGAUGAUGAUAAGAAUAAUGAUGGAUACAUUGACUAUGCAGAGUUUGCAAAGUCACUGGAAUGAUGAUUUUUUAAAAAACAUUUAGUUCAUGUGACCCAGUACAAUGUGAUUCUUUACUGUAAGUUUGUCUGUUCUCUACCCUCUGGGCUGCAAAGUUAAUGGUAGCAAAAUGUAACAGCUAGAAUUUGUUCCUUACAUGUUGAAAAGCAUGAUGGGAACUAUUAUUUAAUGCUAUCUUGUUAGCAAACAACAUUAAGCAAUAUUGUACAUCUGUGUUAGCAAAUUGUUUGGCAGUUAGCUUUUUGAAACAAGUCUUUAAGCCAGGAUCUAAGUCACUUUACGCCAGGAUAGCUUUUGGAUAAGUCCAAUAAACAUUCAUCAUAAAAGGUCAUAGCACUGUGAAGUCUGAAAUGUCAAAAUUAAAUGCUAAAACCAACACUAUGAUUUAGUAUUUAUGCUUACUCUUGUUUUGAUUUCAACAUUCAUUUUUUGCAAAAAUGGAAUAUAGACAUGAUCCAGAAAAAGCUUAAAUUCUUUCAAGAUCUGCCAGUAAAAGGAUUAAGUACCUAAUUAAAUCUCCUCCGUUAAAAUUGAUGUGAAGUUAACAGUGCUGAGACUUUGACUGCCUUGUGGAGUCAAUCUUUAAAUACUUGUUUACCAGUUAGCCAAAUGUCUUUCAGUUAUCUCCUUUUAUUAAUCACUACUUUGCUAGGUUUUGCUGUGCCCUUCGUUAUUCUUAUAAGACUUGUUGUUGUUGUUAUAAAUUAAGUAUAUAUAUACUUAAUAUAUUAGUUGUGUGUAUUAUACACCAUCAAUACAGUAUUUUACUUCAGAGUUCAUUUUCAGAAAGUGUAGGUUAAAUACUGCUGUUCAAUAAAGUAGUAAUACUAAGGACAAUGCAAGCAAAUUGAAUUUUAUAACUAUGCUAAAAUGCUGCCUUGUGAAGGUUCUUGCCAAUGUACUUUAAAAAGAAUUCAUGGUGUUAGCUAUGAAAAAUACUUUCUAUUUUUUUUCUAAAAUUAACUCUUUGAGGAGAGUGUUUUAAUACUUGAAUGGUCUGCGUAUUUAAAAUGGUUCUGGAAAGAAAUACAUCUAUGUUGUUCAACAGCCUUGUGCAGAUCUAAGGUGAUACAUAACUGUCCUGUUUGCCCUGUUGUAUAAAACAAAAUGGAAAGCUUACAUUUCAUCAAACUUACUAUAUUCACAAACAUAAAACCAAAAUGCUCCUCUGUAAAUUGUGUAAGAGACCUAUUUUCUGUAUUAAAAAUAUUCUUAUAUGAAGUGUGUUUGUAAAAAUGGCUUCUUUUGCUGUGUAAUAAAAAACAUUGCUUGUA